Molecule: messenger RNA, 6576 nt
Organism: Malaya genurostris
Lineage: Eukaryota; Metazoa; Arthropoda; Insecta; Diptera; Culicidae
Product: centrosome-associated protein 350-like
Exons: 6
Coding region: 327-6251 (1974 amino acids)
Biological process (GO): microtubule anchoring
Cellular component (GO): centrosome
Molecular function (GO): microtubule binding
Source: RefSeq, a predicted model, not a curated record
CGUUGUUGGGAAACGGCAGGGUACAAACAGAACGAAAUUGUGAAACGCGUACAUUUUGAUUAGCCAAGCUGCCUUGUUUUUCGAUGUACGAAUAUCAAUUCAAGUGAAAUGUUGGUCAAAAAGUGUUACUUUCUGUGGAAAAUAUUAGUUACUUGAGGUUGCGAUGGCUAGUUUUUAUGAAGCUUGUUUAAGUUUUUUAGGAAUGCGAUUUUGUUUCGGAAUUAGUUUUUUUUUCUGAGUGCGUAGUGCUUGAACAUCGGAAUGUUCUAUUCAUUUAGUUUUUGUUUUUUGAAUAUUGAAUAAAUUUAAUGAUUACCUGCUAAAUCAUGUCGACCGACUCUGAAAGUCAUUCUGCAACCGAGAUAGGUACACGUAAUUCGGCUACCUAUUCAAUACAUUCAUUGGAAGACUCUCCCAUCAGACGCAGCGCAGUGCAAAUAAUUCGCGAACGCAACUCCGAUAUUACCCAAGAGGCAUCAACGGGGAAAAAAGGUACGAUGCAAAUCACUAAGCUUGUUCUGAAAGAUCACCCUACCAGUCCGAGGAGGAAAAUAACACCAAUGGCCAUCAAAUCUAUAACAACGUUUACAAGUUCAGCACUCACAUCCGGAUUUCAAUCAGUUGAGAAUGAUGACAAGUUAACUAAACGUAACGAACAAGAAAUGUAUACAAUUAGGCCACUAACCAAUGCAGAUCAACUUCUUCGGCAGUUUGAAAUUCAGAAGAAUGAACGGAAUCAAGCAAGUGAUGAGUUUCAAGAGUACCUGAAGAAUAAUCUGAAAGACAAUAAAAUUGAUACGUCUGCGAUGGUUAUUACCAAGGCAACGGAUAGCAGUGCCGACUCGAUCCAAGAUGCAAAUGUCAAAUCUAACAGUAUACGUAGCAUCAGAAGUAGUAACAUCGAGAAGAAAACCGACAACGACAUUUCGCCAACGGAUGUUUUAAAUCUCAAGGAGGAUUCGCCCAAAAAAGAAAUUCCAGAAACACUCGAAGAUAUUCAAACUAAACCAUUAAAGCCCGUUAUGAAGAAACUGCGUCUAAAGCCAAGGGACACCCAAGUCAGUGCUCCAGAAACUAAAAAGGAAAAAUCUUACGAUCCUCUUAAAGCGCGAGCAUUUAUAGAAAAACAACAGGCAAAGCGAAAGGAAGAGAAAAAGUCUACGGUUCCGAAUGUGGCAGAAAAAGAUCUCAUUAAAAAACGGUUGGAAGACUUAAAGAGAAGUACUCAAGUUUUGGUUACUAAAAAUGUUCAAAAAGUUCGAAAACGUUCUUUAUCGGCUGUACCAGCGUCCAGUGAAAGCCAGAUUUCGACGGCUUUUUCACAACAUAAAUCAAAACCCGAAAAAGCUGUUCCCCCGAAAAAACCUCUUAGCAAGAGCUCGUCUAGCACUUCACCGAGAACAUCACCGUCAACAGCCCAGUCUCUGAAGUCUGAAAAUAACAUUCGGCGACGAUCCGCUUUAUUGAAAGCAGAUUUUUCGCAAAAGAUUGGUAUUAUGCGAAAACCUGAUGCGAGUGCCUUAGGAGAUGUGCUUGUAAGUCCUCUGAAAGUGGUAACUCCCCCUGCUCCGGAAAAGCAACACGAUGUUAUAUCUGAUAUCCCAACGGAAGGGUCGCCCAAUGAGAAAAUUUUUGAACGGUCCAUAUCCACAGUUGAGAAAGAAUUGAAAUUAGAUGUACCGGAUGUAACUCUGGUUCCUGAUACUACUUCUAAGCAAUCUAAUAAUGUGAAUGUAAGAACGGAAUUCAAAUCCGUUCCUCCUUGGUUGAAACAUACGCUGCUUCAACCAGAUCCUUAUCCAUUCAUCAUUGCCGUCCGCAAGAAACUGGAAGCUAUUCGCAACUUGAAUCGCGACCAAACAUUCGUCCCAGAAGAAUCAGUUAUCAGCCAUCGCUUGGAAGAUCCGCCUCGGCCUGCAAAGUCUGGAAAUAAUCAAAAGUGCAUUGAAUAUUUAGAAUCACUUAAAACUGUGCCUUACAUCAAUAAACCGCUCUUCGGAAGUGAGUCAAAUAUCGCUUCGAUUUCCCAUCGCAUGUCGGAUUCGAAUACUACUUCUGAAAUUAGUUCGAUUAGAUCUGAUUUUGUAUUGCCGCUCAGCAGCACCAAAAUCGAUUGCACGGGAGCUAAGCCUUUAAGGGAAUCCGCUAACGAACUUGAAAAUAAUCCCAUCAGCCCACUGUCUGUUGAACGAAUAUCUAAUCUUAAAAUAAGACCAGAUGACAUACAAGUAGAAAGAACUGUUAACGUUACACGUGGAACAGCUAUGCCGGAUGCUGGCUUAAUCUCAGAUGAAAAGUCCUUAGUUACUGAAAACUUGCAAACAGAUAUGAGCAAAGCGAAUAACUCUGAAACGCUACUUAAGUUGUUACGAAUCUCUUCCGAGAAACAAAACAAAGCCGAGAAAGAACUAGACAGUCAGAAAAUGUUGGAAGCAUUCAAUCGCAGUCUUGCUCAGGUGAUUGAAGUCAACCAGCAGCUUUAUUCUGCACUUAAAAAAACACCAGAGCCGAGUUCUGCAAUCCCAGCCGAGCGCAUCAAAAUUCGUGACGAAAUGACACAAACAACUCCGGUUCCAUCUGCUACGCAUACAUCCGUCACUUCUAACUACAGCGAAGAUUUUGAACGUUCGGACCACCCGCAAACUGCUCACGAACAUCCCCCAAAGUCCGGAUCAUCAUCAGGGGAGAAUGUUACAGACAGCACACCAUCGGCAACAUCUACUACAGCAACAGCUUCAACAACAACAACAACAACAACCGCUGAGAGUAGCCCAGAAAAUAGUCCCAACAAAACUGAAUCCAAUACUUCCCAUCCUUCACUGGAAUCCAGGUCACUUAGUUUCUCCGAUAGUCACAACACAAAUCCACCACUUCCGGAGGAAUAUUUACCAUCAUUCGAAGAGAGCUUGAGAAACAGACCGAACGAUGAAAAACCUACAGCGGUGAAUAGGGAUGAUGUACUACCUCCCGACACAUCCAGCAUCCAUACACAGAUUGGCGACGAGAGUCAAACCCGAAAUCAUUCUUUACGCCAGGAAAUCAACGAAUCUAAAAGUCUUGAAUCGAUCAGUUUGAAAAUUUCAGAGGAGAGUAACAUUCCGAACAAAACGUUCACUGGUGAGAUUUUGAAGGACAGCAGAAUUGAAAUCAUUAAGGCUCCUACGGAAUCUAGCACCAGUUCAACAGCGGAAGCUCUGAGCAGCAGUAAAGACACGACGCUGAACGAUACCACCAUGGGCAGCGAUAUUAUGGCCAUGUUUAAUCGAACUGAUCUGGAUGUUUCUGUUUUGUCUACAUCGAUAUCGGAAACAAAUCUUAGUUACUCUUCCAUUGGAUUGUACGACCAGUUAAUUCGUAGCGAAAAAACCAAGAGCGAACAACUGUCAUCGCGAGCUCGUUUGAAAGAGAAAGCUCUACUUGAUCGUACCAAGGGACAACUGGCUUGGUUGGAACUCCAGAAACAACGUUUUCGCGACCGUGGCAUGAUGGAUCAAAUUUCCGUAGUCAAGAAAAAACAACGAGCCAUCCUAGUGCGACUGGAAAGAGAUCGAGCUGAGCUGAAUCGGUUCAAAAAAGAGGAAUUGUCCACUCAGAACAAUGCUCGCUCGCCGAUAACACCGACCGCCGUCGACAAACUAAAUUCCUUAUCAUCGAAAAGCAAUUCCAUUUCACUCCGAAAAUCGUCGGGAUCCGGAAAGAAUGAUCUAAAUUCGUCCAUAAUGGUCGCAUUGCAACAGAGAAAGGUUACUACAAUGAUGACGGCUUCGUUAUCCACCAAAUCGAAGCUGCAACUGACGGCGAUGCGAGGAGUUGAGCUGGAACCAAACGAAAACUUAGAAGACAUCCUUACACGCCGUGAGCAGGAAUUGCAAAAACGUCGUCAGCACGUCCAGGCAUUGCUCCAGUGGCACCAAAAGCUCGACCGGGAGGAACAGGAGAUUCUAGAAAUCGAACGGAACCUGAUUCAAAGCAAUCGCACCAAACUCAACGAAGGCACACCGGUAAACGGACAAGCACUCGGUCGUAUUCGUAGCAUUGAGCAAAGUCUGCAGACGUUACAGCAAAUUACUGGCAGCGGUGAUGGUGGUGACGGAGAGGAUCACGUGGUUGCCAUAGGAAGUAAGUUAAAUCGGUUGUGGUAUCGACUGACAGGAGUAAUGGAAAAUCGAUAUGAACCUGAUCGGAGCUACACGUUGACAAGAGUCAGUUUGGAGAGUUUGUACGAACAGGCAAAGCUCAAAGUAUUAGAAAUUUUCGAAGUUGAUCAUGGAAUCAGGAAGAUACUGCUAGAAAAAUCGUUCAACGAAACAAUUAACAUUAGUACAAAUGAAAAAAGAGAUGAAACAGUGCCGAACAAUGGUAACAGAACCGAUACGAAUAAAUCCUCGGAAGAAUUGCAAGAGUCAGUCGAUACAAAUGAUGGAAGCUCAUUUCGCACAACUAUUAAUUCAGUUACUGAAAAAGAACCUAGCGACAGAAUGAGUGUACAGGACAAUGAUGUUGAGGAACAAAUAGAUGAUGAAGAAGAAGAAGAACGCAGCAGUUCGUUAGACGUGGAUGAUAUUAUUUCUAGAGUAAGCGAUAUAACUGAGAAUAUCAAUGGGUUUCUUUCAUCUACUACAAAUAUUGAUGAGUUGAUUCGUACAGAACAAAACGUUCACGUAUCGGAGUCGGUUGAAUUUCACACCAUAGAAGAUGAAGAAGAUUCCGAAAAACGGGUGAAGUCAACCCCCGACGGGUACUCUUCUACUUUCGAUGCGCCUACAAUAGAGGAACAAAAUGAAAAUAUUUCGCCCAUCCAGGAAAGUCAAAUUAUGAUCGAGGACAUCUCGCUUCCACCUCUUAGUGAUUCUAUACUCGAAGAGUCCAACUCCAUUUCCUCUGCGUAUGAACAGGAAAAACUUUCUAUCGAUAUUCCUCAAGAAGCGUCAUUGGAGGAUACAAGUUCAACUACAUCACUAAUAUCUACUCCUACAACUGCCGAGGAAACAGAAGCAGAUCAAGAUGAUCAGGAGAAUGCUGUUCAUUCUUCCGAAUUGGAAAAACGACUGAUAACACUACACGAUGACCUUGGUGGAUUAAGCGAAAGCUUGGAAAGGGUGUCCCAAAUGAGAUCUCCUGAAGCCCGUAAAGAACACGUGAAGCAAAGCUCGUCCGAAAGUGAUCCAGAAUCUUCCUCACCGGUAGAAGGAGACGACUAUUCGUCAGAUAAGGACUUUGUAGUGGAUGACUCGAUUCCUGGCGAACAGCCCUUUCUGAAUGUGUCGCAGACCAUGAGGUCUGCUCAAGUAUCAACAGACAGUGGAACGGAAAACCAUAGGAUUGAGAUCAAAAUUCGAAACAAAAAUGUAAAUGAAAAUUUUCCCCAUCCUUCAACAAGCAGUGGUGUAGUUUCCGAAUUUUCGUAUCUCACACUUCCCGCGAACGGAUCAAACACGGCUAGUUCAUCCCCGAUGACCCUAGUUCAAAAUCGUAUGCCAGACAUCAUCAACGAAGCCGAAGUUCUACGUCGUCAGCAACUGCAAAUCGAGCAGGAAAUAAAGCAACUCGAACAGCAGGUUGUUUUGUUUCGUGAGAUCCCCAACAAACCCCCUCCUCCGUAUAUUCCGCCAGCAAACGGUAGCCCUUUGGCAUUGAUUUUUCCACCCGAAUCCAGAAUCGACGAGCUGAUAGAGACACGCACCCAGCAUCUUUUCCUAGGGGAAAAAUCGACCGAUUUAUUCGGCACUGAUAACGUGAGUAACAUCUACGAAAAGCUGAUCCUGGACAUGUGCAAAGAAUUGUACGUUCACCUACGUCAACCAACGCCCGAUGUGUCAUUUCGCACUGUUCAACAUGACAAACGGCCCCUUGCAUUCUACAACCCGCCAGACACUCUUACCUGUUUGCAGGAUCACAUAAAACGUAAAAUUAAGCGCAUUCUCAAUGAGGAAAGUCUGCUGCAUCACCAGCAACAACAACAGAAUCUUCAACACUGUCCAAUGCCGUUCCUGAUGUUUACCGGGAGCGGAACUGCCAGACGAAAACGCGAUCAGGUCGACGAAAUACUGGCUCAAGAGAUGUUCGAAGAGGAAGCCAGAUGGACGACAUUCGACAGAGAAGAAAUUGAAGUCAAAGAACGCAUUGUGGAAGAAGUGGUAAAAAUGAUGCUAUCCGAAGCUCUGCUGGAUAUGGAAGCUGCGUGGAAGGAAAAGCAUGACUAUCAAAAAGAUAUACCACAAAUUACCUUAGACGAAGAAAAGGUAGAAUAGUUGGUGGUAAUUACUUGUAAAAUAAACACCAGCUGAUUGAAAAUCGAUUGUGAUGUUUUGAAAGUGCAUUUCAAUUUACACUGUAGUAAGUAACUAGUGAUUAAGUUCUAGAAAAUAAGCUUUUUUUCCUUCUAGUAUUAGCUACUAAAUUGUAGGAACUCUAUGUGAAUUAUUUGUUUUACUGUUUUGCUCAAUUUUAUACACGUUUUGUACCGUUGAAAGCUGUUCUAUGAUUACGGUCAGUGACUUAAUAUAGUGUAAACUUUACUCUUGAGUGAUUGAUGCAUUUUAUACCGUUGUAAACGAUAAUAAAAGUACUGAUUUG